CCUAGCGCUGCUGCUGCCUGCCAGUGGUGGUCUGCUCUCUUCUGCUGCUGCUGCAGGGGAUUGUGUCGCAUAUUUCCAUUCUACCUGUCGUUUGUCAGCACCUGUUUGCCUUUGGUCAAGGACGGUGAGACGUCCGGCUGUGACUGUAAAAAACGCAUAUGCCUGAGAGUCUGACAUCUGUUCAAUGGCUACCUCAGGCCCCGCCACCUCUUCUGCCUCCAUCACCGCCACUGUGCCUGAGGGUUUCCAUUAUGAAACCAAGUACAUUGUGCUCAACUACCUGGCAAUGCUGCCCGUCGGCAGAUCACAGGCGCUAACCAUUCCUCAAGGACAUGCCCAAAAUGAGAGCGAGAGGCGCACAAUGAUAAAAGAGCACGAAGAAGAGCUGAGACAACUGGACGAUGAAAUCACUGCAUCCUUUUCCACAACAGGCUUUGACCGGCACAUGUCGCUGGUGUUCAGUCCGGUCCUCCCAGAGUCCUCUAUUGAAGACUGCCUUGCUGCAGUGGGAGACCGCGUGGCCGCGGAGCUCGACGAACAUCUGGCAGCAGCUGUGCACACACUCCUCGCAGGGCCUCUGGACUACCAGAGAUUCAGAGACACAACACAGGAUCUCUCAAUACACACACAGGGAGGCUGGAGCAAGGUGCUCGUCCCUUUGGUGCUGCUGCAGGCUUUACAAAGCGAAGGCCAGUCUCUGACCACUCUGUUGCACCUGGGGGUGCGCUUCCUAGAGGAGGAUGAAGCGGGCUACAUCAUUCAGCAAGGGGGAUGGGGUGAAAUCUUCAGCCUCGAGCCAGAGGAGGAGCGAGGUGUGACCAUUGCUGAAGACAGCAACGACAUCUACAUCCUCUCCGGGGACCAGCAUCCCGACCAGCUCAGCCCCCCCUCCUCGCUGCUCUGCACUGGGGACAACAGCAGUGAGCAGAGCUCCUGGCAGACGGAAAGCUUUCCCGUGUCUCUGGCCAGCCACGAGUCUUGGGCACAGGUCGGCGCGAUGGACCGCGAAGACGUCAAGAGCCUGGACAGCAACGAGGGCGCGGCUCUGGCCGAGGAGCGCAGCGAGAACAACUCCUCGAACUCGGACAUUGUCCACGUCGAGCGCGAAGACGCCGAGCUGCUCGAGGAAGGCGGCGACGUCGGAGCGAUAGACGAGAGCAUGAUGAGCGUUUUGGGCACGGAGAGCGAGCUGGCCGAGCUGAGGGAAGAAUUUAGGGAGCAGACUCCACCCGUUCCAGUGUCGGCUGAGGCGGACUCGACAGACCCGGCGUCCCUGCUUUCAUUAGAGGACCCGGUUGUAAUAGAGAUUCCCGCGAGCUUGUCGGCGGAGCCUUCCCUCAUCUCCUUAGAACCAGAGCGGCCUCCCCCUCCCUCUGAGCCCCAGCCUGCAGCACCGUUAUCUGUUCCUGCGGUAGAACCGGAGCCUGAGCCAGAACCAGCUGCUGCAACAACCGCCCCAGUGCCUGCUGAGGUGACACCCCAAUCUCUAGCCAAGGAAACCCCAGCAGCACCAGCAGUGCAUGACGCCACCUCGGAACCCGCUCCUGAACCAGAACAGGAGCCCGUCGCAGUGCCUCCCCAGCCAGAGGAGCCAGAGGCAGAGACCGUGGCAGAGGUCCUGCAGGCUGCACUCGUCCCAGAGGCUGUAAUGGCCCCUGUAGAACCCCCAGCCGAGGAGCCCCCAAUGCAGCCUGAACCAGAAUCAGAUCUCUCAGCGAUGCUUUAUGGAGGCGCUACACUGGUGGUCCUCGCUGCCGUAAUGGCGUAUGGUGUCAUGAGCUACAGGAGGAAGUAGAAAAUCUUUCUCAAGGUUGGAGAAUGUAUAUUACGCAAUGUUACGGUAGAAGUAAAUGUAUUAGUACACACAUGGUGGGACUCUUCUUACUAAAUGAGGCUGCUUUAUCUGCUGUCCUUUUUUGGAAGGUUUUAAAUCUGUGAAAAUGCCCCCCAGGAAACCAAAAUCUCACCUAAUCCACAACCUUACUGCUGAUCCACUGCACCAGGUGCACACGCAGAAAGAGGACAAUGCACUCCAUUGUUUUCCUUACUUUUGGUGUUUUUCUUCUGUCUUAGUUCUUAAGACUCCAGCCCUUUAUGUCUUUGGUUGGAAAGUUUGUGUACUUCACCCCUCUUCCUGUUGUUUUGCUUUCUCUUGUGUCUGUGGCUCACUGUCAGCACUGUUAUGAGUCAGUGUUUUUACAUGGAAGAAUUCACUGACACUCCCUUUGCUACGGUGAACCUCAAAGUCGACAUUUGCUGUUGCUGUGAGACUUCUAGCUUCCUCGCUUCCUCUGCAGCAGAGUGGCAUUUAUUUAUAUGUCCCCCCCCUCUAACUGUGAUGACUUAUUCUGAUCAACAAACCAAAUGUAUGAUAUGGACAAGAAACUAAUCCGAUUUUAUUUGUCCGUUUGAACCUACUUCUGACACAACAUGCAUAUUAGCUUAGAUUUAUGUUCCAUCUUUCCAGUUUUUGUGUAUUGAAACAAUGAUUGGAUGAAAGUAUUUCAGUUCCUUGGAUACAGUUCUGCUGCUUCUCUAGUAGAAAUGUCAAUUCAAUCAGCCUUUUAAUGGAAACAGCUUUCGGGAUUGGAUUGACUGGUUGUGCUACUUCCUCUGUUAAACCUCGUUCUCUGCAGUUUCUUCCCCGUCUUAACUUUAACUGAACUUUAGUUCUCAGUAUUUUGCUUUGUACCCAUCACUAUUAUUUCUCCACUGCUUAUAAUGUACCCGACUCAUGCCUCAGCUUUCCAAUGACUAUCCGGUCUGUCCCAGUUACUUUGUCCUGUUCACCAGUAGAAUGAGGUAUUGAUGGCAAAAAUGGGUUCUUCAGCGACAAUCAAAACGGCAUCAACGCACUUCAUCGAGAUUUGUUUUUAGAAGUAAGUUUCAACCUCUUGUGUUGCUAUGAAAUACAUUUUUGCAUGAAUAUCACCUCUGCAGUUACUAGUGAGCCAAUCUUCAGUACAGUGCAGGAGCACUUAAACAGAAAGUGAAGUGUUCUAGUGGAAUGUCUCACGUUCUCCCCCCUCGUUAAAUCUAGACCUUUAGUUGUCCCGCCCCUUUGAGAGCUCACAUGAUAGUUCGUCAUCAGAACCGUUUAUUAAAAGGGGACAAACUGCAUUUUGUUCACUGGUGCGUCGCCACUUCUGUUUUCUCUUAAAGAAUUUGGAGAUAUUGUGGUAAGUUUUAUCACUAUGAAAAUUCAAGAAUGGCUGUUAGGACAUUGUGUUUGAUGAACCAUUUCCAUGUAUGUCAGUCAGUGUAUACACAUGUAAUACACAGUAAUACACAGACUUCCUGCUUUCAAAGGGAAACCAUUAAAGUACGAAGUAGGGUGGAUGGCAAAAGGUCCCAAACACACUUUGUACCUCGAGUUUCCUACAACACUAUUUGAGAUGAGAAUAAUUAAAACAAUGAGAACCUGUUCUGUGGUGGUUUGUUCAAAUGUGUGUACAUUUAAAUUUUGCAUUGCCAAAGAUCAACACACUUCAUGUUCAAUAAAAUACAAUCUCAAAGUAUUUCAGGUUGAAAUUAGACUCGGAUCACAUGAAAAUAGAUUUAAUCACGUGACACUAUAAUAGACAUACAAGUACACGCCAAAAGAAAAUUAAUCGAAUACAAAAUUGUCCUUCAAGUACAAAAUGAAAAAAUACAUUUUUUAAGCAAUGGUAAACAAAUGAAGGAAUGACAAUAUUCAAGUCUCAAAAUCAACCUAUUUCCCGUUUUCCAAAUAUGACUCUAAACUCAUAAUUCUACGUCUGAAAAGUGUUUUUACUUCUGUUUAACCAACACGGUCAACCGGUCGUGACGACCAGAUGCCAGUUUCACAUUCCGCUGUCUUCCACCACGCGUUUCUGUUAUUUCCUCACAAGUCACCAGGGCUGAAGCGCUGCAGUACCGUGUCGAAUAGGUUCCUGAGGAGCCGGGGGGCCCGCUUGCACACUCCCUUCACCAGGGUGAGCGUGAAGGCCAGGAUGACGCGCUCCUGGGGAAGAUGCUCCAGGCCCACGCCCCGCCUCAUCACUCUGUCCACCUCCCACCGAAGGUGAUCUUUCCACUGCUGCGAAGCACAAAUGAACAAAAGGAUCAAUUGAUACAUGACGUUUUCAAUUCAUUAAUGUAAAAAUUCUAAUUUAAUGACCUUAAUCCGGCUAAUCUCAGUAUAUACACAUUGCUCUAUUACAGAAAUCUAAUGUGUAGUUCCUUUGGCUAAAAUAAUAUUGGCAAUAAGCACUUUUGUUUUGGGUGGCAUAAAUAAAUGAUUGCAUAUCUUGCCCACCUAAGUAGCGAGUAUAUCUUAGGUAAAUGUGUUCUUGUAAUACUAAACAUUAUGGAAUACCUAACAAUAAAACUAAUACAAUAUAAUGUAGAGCAUAAAGUUCAUCAUUUAGGGUUUCCCAUGGUGUUUUACAGUGGACAUGGGUCCUCACCUAUCCUCAAACAGAAACCACCAAACUAAGUACUUUUAACUGGUUAUGAAAAAGUCUUAAUGUAUUUUUGAUGACUCUAUAUGACCGACAUAACCAAACGAGACCAUCAGAGACAAGAUUGUCUGUUUCUUUGUAGAUAUUCUUAAAGCUUGUCAUUAUUACCACUGAGAUC
This is a messenger RNA of Anarrhichthys ocellatus (wolf-eel), 4602 nucleotides long. RefSeq names its product BCL2 like 13 (gene bcl2l13). NCBI's taxonomy places the organism in Eukaryota, Metazoa, Chordata, Actinopteri, Perciformes, Anarhichadidae. Bases 185 to 1795 code for a protein of 536 amino acids. Gene Ontology annotation, biological process: apoptotic process; regulation of apoptotic process. The record is from RefSeq and is a predicted model, not a curated record. The transcript has 7 exons. Gene Ontology annotation, cellular component: membrane; mitochondrion.